This is a messenger RNA of Acanthaster planci (crown-of-thorns starfish), 11333 nucleotides long. Its product is annotated as cell adhesion molecule-related/down-regulated by oncogenes-like. Lineage: Eukaryota; Metazoa; Echinodermata; Asteroidea; Valvatida; Acanthasteridae. The record is from RefSeq and is a predicted model, not a curated record. Gene Ontology annotation, molecular function: protein binding. Gene Ontology annotation, biological process: cell-cell adhesion; nervous system development.
ACAUCUGCUUAACAGUUGAAUUUACUUGUCAAAUUUUCUUCUGAACUGCUCCAUGAAAAGAAGGCUGCUGUGUUCAUGAAAUAACAGUGUCGUGGACAGUUUGAAAACAAUUGGAGCAAUGUGUCAGUGCAAAGGAUAUCAAACAGAAGUUGAGAAAACAAUCUGAAACAUUUCAGAGUGGAACCUGAUAAACAUGGACACUGAAAGGAAUUUACAGUCCAGUCAUAAAAGAGCCAGCAACUGGUAAUAAUGACAGCAAACAUAUCGAUAAAACUUUGACAUUUCCAGAGUGACUAAAACAAACUUCUCAAGAGCCAAGAGGACCCAAGCUGACUUCCUGACCGAAAGAAAAGUUAAAAUAAUUACCUAUGGUGGAUGGGAUCAUAAAUAAAUCACUCUGGACUGGCAAGAUAAAUGACCGUGAAUGGUGAACUUGGCAAUGGUUGUGGGGAUUGGAUAAAAUCUCAUGUGUCCAGUAAAACAGAAAAUAGUGACAGCGGCAUCAGUUGAAAGAUCAGACAGUGGGCCUAGGACAUUGGCCUAUGAACACAGGUGUAUGUACUGGGGUAAAUAACAAGUAAAUAAAAAGUAGUUAUGUGAAUAGAAUUCUUGGCUGUGUUUACCAUACUUAGGUGACUGUAUACCUUAGUUUUUAUUAUUUUGUUUUUAUUGUAUGUGGGUGUGUACAUUGAAGUGUUUUUAUUGCAGAUAGGCUUACAUGUAUGCCAUUAUGGGGUUUGGCUGUUAAACGUUUGUAGCUAGUGGGAUGAACACUGCCCUCUGUUGAUAUAUGCUUUAUAGCUGGCAGUCAAAAAGUCAUUUGUUAAAAUUACUCGAUCGUUCUUGUCUUGUUUUAUGAAAUGAUUUUUUAAAAUGGAGUCUUGUCCAGUUUGCAUUAGAUUAAUAUCAUUGAAUAUGGAAUCAAUUCAAAGGGGUUUAGGACCCAUAAUCACACACAUUAACCCUGACCUUCAGGUGUAUCUUCCAAAAUCCUUCAAAGUUGAACAUCCGAUUUAGUCAUAUUCCAACGUAACGAGAACUUAACAAUUCAGUGAUUAUAACAUAUUAUGACUGUGAUGUCCCAAGUUUGUUCAAAUGCAAAUACCAUGCAAAGAGUAGCCCUACAUUUAUGUUAUUGGUUUACUGCAGUGCUGGAUUGAGGUGGGUCAAUGAAGUUUGUUCACAUAAUUCAGUAAAUGUGUAUAGAGGAAUCCAGGUUUGAAGGUAUUAGGCCUUAUCUUUUUUGAUGAGAUCUGACCUGUUCAGGUUUUGCAUCAUUGGAAAUACCUGUUCACCCUAAAAAGGCCCAUUGCUGUUGAACUUUGUGUAGUUUGCAAAGCAUUGAAUAUCUCCUUAAGGAAUGCAUCCAACAUCAUGGGCACUCACAGUCCCUGCAUGUAAUAAUAUCAAAGCCAAGGCAUGAUUUGUUGCAGACAACCCUCUACUGGUGGCAGUGCACCAUGUGACUGUACUAUACUGAAGCCUUCAGAGUCAUUACAUCUGGGAAUUAACGGGCAGAAUUAGGUCAAAACCUCAGGGAGUUUAGGAAUUGCAACGCAAUCUUCCCAGAUAAUUAACAUAAAAUUGUAUGCUUAUUUAUUUGCUGUGUUGUUGAUUGUUUCCAUGUGAUUUUAGGUCAGCAUUCUGGCUCUACUCUGUGGUCUCAUGGGUCUGGGUGUGGAGUAGGCAGUCAAAGUGUCUCAUUGGAAACUUGGGAAGAAGAUUGUUAUACCCAUUUAUUUUGUCAGUCAUAUCAUACAUGUUCCAUGUAAACGAAGUUGAAAAGUGAGGAAACUGUUAACAGAAAAAGUCUUGGGCCUACGUGGUUGUAAAAAGGUAGAAAAUAAUUCUACUGAGCAUUGAAGUGAGCAGUGAUUUCCAAAACAGAAACCAAGACAAUUUUAACAAAGCAAAUCAUAGAGCAAAAACCUAAGUGUUUUUCCAUCAGACCAGAUAGGUUGAAUAUCCAUUUGAUCAACAUUAAAAUAACCACUUUGAAAACUGUGAUGGAAUAAUAUACAUGUAUGUGUGUUUUCAAUUUUUGUGUGGCCAGUACACAUAAUACUAUAGUCUCAGUUUCCAGUCUCAUCUUCAGUUUCUUCACCAUUAGUAACUAGUCUCCAUACUGGGCAUGCUUUUUUCGACUAUUAGUAACUAGUCUCCAUACUGGGCGUGCUUGUAGGAAAGAAAUAAUCUGAUAAUGUGCAUGCUGGCUCCAUGCCACAAAUUAGAUACAUAUGUUGCAGGCAUUAGAUUAUACUAAGCCCCUGGGGCAGUCUGAAGUGUCUGAGCUGAUUGGCUGGCUCAUAUAGGCAGUUUAGCCUUGUAGCCAAUGGGAGUCAAGCUACCAAAAUGACCACAGAUGAAGCUGACUGGGUUGUCUGCAUUUCCAAGUUGUACUAGGCCAGGCAUCACUGGGUUGUGUGGACUGUUAUGUACAGUAUAUGUACACAUCAUGGUCCAUUCACUUAGCCACUGACUUAUCAUUAUCAGUCAGUGUUUAUUUAGCUGAGGUAAGGGCCAAUAGAUGUGAGGUGUCAACUUCUUCAACUAUUGAACAAACCAUUUGACUGACAGAUGAGGACUUGAUAGCUGUGUCCUUCUUUAGGCAGUAAGGAGUAGGGCCUCCAUGGUCACUAGUGCUUCUUGCAGAUAUGUCACUGGUUGAAGGUGCCAAGUUUGUUCCACAUUUUAUUAAAAUUUGACCUUGGUAAGGACAGCAGGCAAGUUCCAGUUCCCAGGAUAUUUUUGUCAGGUGUGACAAGAGAGAGAGACCGGUUUUCAACAUUUUAAGUUCUUUGAACAUUUCUGGAACAGAUGUUCUGCUAUUUAUAAAUGAGAGAAAAUUUCUGCUCUGAACUCUGUGGGACAGCUCUGCAAGGUCUGGAGACAUAUUUGCAGAUAUUACAGUUUUAGUUCAAGCGCCAAGCAGUUGGUGAUUUUGUUGGAACUGACUUUUUCUCCGAGGGAGAACUUCUUUAAUGUGACUUUGCUGUUAGGAAAAGCCUAAUAAACUUUGUAAAGCAAGAAGAAUUUGACCUUGAGAUUGGGGGUGUAGCUGAACUGAUUUGACCUGUGUCAGUGUUGGUGUCUGCUAAGCAUCAUCAGCAGUUUCCCAGAUUGGCAGAGGCAGGCCAAGACAGACAGACCCCAAGGAACGGUAAUUCUUCAUAGCAACAUACCUCAAGAGUGUGUGGGUGAAUCUGAACAAAUCCAAUUUGCAGAACUACCCUACCAGCCAUUUGUCACCACAUUUAUCCAUGAUUGGUGAAUGAACUUAAGGUACAUGUAUCAUAUUGGCCUCCUCAAUGAGUAUAUCUAUUGACAGACACUGAAGCGUCUUCAAGAUGGAAGUUCCCAUCUGCUUACUACUUGACUUACUUCUCUGCAGUUUAGCUGUGCUUCUAUGUCAAAGUUUAGCAGAUUCAUCCCCAUCAUUCCUGCGAGAGCCAAGAUCCAGGAUUGUCAAGCAUGACAUCCGUGUCAAGCUGCGCUGUAAAGUAGACCCCAAAGAUGCUCCAAUCUGGUGGUCACUCGAUGGUCAAGACAUUACAGACCCAGCUAGUCUGGGCAUGGAGGUCACACGCAACUACCUCAAAAUCAAUUCAUUUCAGGGUGAAGGGGAGAGGUCGCACAACGGCGACUACCAGUGCAAAGCGGGGAACCAGUCAGGAAUGAUUGUCAGCAGGGUAGCGCAUAUACAAGCAGCGUAUUUAAGACGGUUUCCAUCACAUCUACCAAUGACAACUUAUGCUAAGAAGGGAAGCAUAGCAGUUAUAGCCUGCCCGGCACCAGAUAGUGUACCAUCAGCAGUUAUGUCCUAUGAGUUCAAAGGUCAACCAAUUUCAGGUUCUUCAGAUCAUUAUAGGAUAAUGCCAUCAGGACAUCUGCACAUAAUUAAUGUGUCAGAAUCAGAUGAAGGUCAUUACACCUGCUUAGCAACAAACCCUGCUCUAUCUAAGACACACACUUCAGGAAAUGGGACAACACUAGUUCUACAAGAUAUGUCAGAAACGCAAAUCCCACCUACCAUUCAAGCUUCAAGGGGCAUGUCAGCCAUCAUUAAUGAGAAGGCAGUUCUAGAGUGUGUUCCUAAUGGCGUUCCAUUCCCUGAAGUCCGAUGGGAGAAGGUUGAUGGGACAAUAUCGUCCAAUGCCAUCCAGCACACUGGCAGUCUAGAGAUCAGUCCUGUUUCCAGGAGUGAUGCAGGAGCAUACAGAUGUACAGCAUUUAAUGGGCAAAAGCAAUCUCAAGGGUCAGAGGUUAUACUGGAGGUCAUAGAACCUGUUUCGAUUUCUAAAGCACCCAAGAACACCCAUGUUGACUUGGGGGGCACUGGUCACUUCAAGUGUACUGUCCGAGGAGCCAAGCAGAAUCAGAUCGUUUGGUUAUUUAAUGGAGAAAGAAUUCCAGAGAUGAGCUUGAGACAUGAAAUACUUGAUGGUCAGCUUAUUAUCAAUGGUGUGAUGCGCUCAGAUCUCGGACCAUAUCAAUGUUUCGUACACACUCAACAUGGCAGUGCCCAAGCUACAGCCAAACUCAUGCUCAGAGAGGGCUUUCCUGAUAUUGUUGAUCCACCUGUGAACACGACAGCCAUCGAAGGAGAAAAUGUUUUCCUGUCCUGUGGUAUUACAGGAGAUCCCAUGCCAUUUGUUAACUGGUAUGACCCAGUCGGAACCGUUGUACGGAAUACUAGGAGCACUUUCAUCUCUGAAGAAUCUGGUGGAUUAACAAUUUACCGUGUUGGCCCAGAUGAUGUGGGAUGGUAUCGAUGUACUGCAUCUAACAAACAUGGACAGGUGGCUGCAGAAGCUUAUCUAGCUGUGAUUGAGAAAAUUAGCACCACACCUGUCCCAGAGAGCAGCUCAAGACAUGUCCUUAAUCCACCUGUUAAUGAUGACAUCACAAUCACAACACAAACAACAGAUGAACCUAAUAAACCUGGAACAGUGCCAGAAGCUCCUACAAAACCAAUCAUCAUCAAGACAUCAGACACAUCGGUGCAGACAAGAUGGGAUUACUUGAGCAGGAUACCAGUGACUAGUUUCACCAUUCAGUACAGGGAUGUCACAUCCAUAGAUGGAUGGGUUACCGCUUCCAAUGUCAUCCCUCGUAAUAGGAGAGUGUAUGAGGUACAGGGAUUGAAAGAAGGCGCAACGUACCGCUUCCGUGUCAUUGCAUCUAACUCACAUGGUGACAGUGAACCUAGUGAGAUGUCAAAUCGUUUUCUGAUGCAUGUACCAGGCAGCAUGGAUCCACCUGUUAGUUCACCUCCAGAUCCACCAAGAAUUAUUAACUGUAUUGCUAUGAGCUCUACAUCAAUCUUGGUUGAAUGGGAGUUUGAACCAGAAUUCCCUGAUAUCCCGGUGACUGGCUUCUAUGUCCACUAUCGCAACACGGACAGCGAUGAUGAUAAUGAUUACACACGUACACCAGUGGUUGGCAGAGACGUCCGACGCUAUCAGAUCCGAAAUCUAGAGGCAGAGUUGACCUAUGACAUUAAGAUGCAGACAUUCAAUGAUGGUGGUGCAAGUCAAUUCAGUAAUGUUGUCAUCCGUGGAACCAUGGCUCAAGAAACACCCCCUCCACCUAUCAUCAUCCCUGAUCCCUUCCCUUCCAACCAACCUUCUGGAGGAAGAAAUCCUAACAUCCCUUCCUUACCAGAUGACAAUGAGCCUGAUACAUCCUCUGGUCAAGGUCAAGACAUCUUAUACAUCACAUUAGGUGUAGUGGUUGGUGCUAUGUUACUGGUGCUCAUCAUGUUUGCUGUCAUGUGUAUCUGGAGAACCAAACAAGUCAACAAUGACAGAGUUACUCGUGAUUUUCAUCAUGGAUAUUAUUGUGAUGGUGCUUACCGACAUGCUAAUGGGAAUGCUUAUAAGUUUGGGCAUUACAUGAAUGGCAACACACCCCAGGGUCAUGGAAUAGGAAACCCACCAUUUGGAGAAACAGUCACGCCCGGUGACCCACGUCCUCUUUACACAAUGCCUCAGGACACCCUGGAUGAAGUGAACUACUUUCCUGGUCUUUCACCUCCGACCUCUCCUGUUGCUAAUGGUCAUAUCCCAGUAACCAAUCCAACCCUUCAACCAUGUCACCUGACCAACCCUAACGAGAACUCCAAUCACAGCAGUGGUGCAUCCAAUGAGCAUCUCUAUGUCAAUGGAAGUUGCCGAAGCUUACGUGGGGUUGGUGGGACUUCAGAUAGAGAAGGUCAGCAGGUGUCAUUGACCUUUGGUGUGCCAGGGUCAUAUGGUACAGGUGAACGGCCAGUGUGUCCAAGCAGGCAUCCAAAAGGAGAAUACAGCAGGGGAAGGAAACGAGACGGUGUAUCCAGUCGAGAAGCCACAGAUAGUGAGCUUGGUUCUGAUGUUCCGUCUUCCUUCAAGAACUCUUUCCCCUCAGCUGCCACGCAAUCAGCCACUGCACCUGACCUUGAGAAAGGUCAGCAAGGUCAGUCUGCCGAGGGCAGUGAGACAUUAGUUGGUCAAGGGUCACAUGACUCCCUCAACCAACUGCAAGGUAUUAGUUCAUGUAGAAAUGUUACACAUUCAGACAUAUAGUAUUUUGUCCAACAGGGUGCUGUCAGUGAGUUUUGUGUACUUUUUUUGUAACUGUCCACCCCUUCAAGACCAAAAUAGAUGCUUCCUAUUAACUGUCAAACAGUGGACUCGGCAUUGCUGUAGAGGGGGAAGUUCUUUUAAAAUUGAUUGUCAGGGUUUGUUUUUGUAAAUAUUUCUUGUAAAAAGAAUGUUACUGAGGGUGAUACUUGAAUCAAGGGUGAUCUUGAUUUUUUUUUUAUUUGUGAAAAUGAAAAUUGUAUUCGUAAAUUAUGUAUUGCAUUGCCCAAUCAGAGUGUCUCUUGUAAAAACUUAUCUUGUUUCAUCCCACCAAUCACAAAUGAGCUUCAUUUUUUCAACCAACAAGAUUCAGUAGGAUUUGAGAUGGAAUCAUCUUGCCAUGUAAUGCAGUCAAAGCCCAUCUGAAUAUGUAGCAGCUGUUAUGAAUAUGCAAAAGAACUUCUUCCUUUUAUCCAUUACUUCCAAACAGAGCCAAAAUGAAUGAAACUGCAGCUUGUUUAAUAUGCAAAUCAAAGUAUUCUUUUUUCCAUCCCUUGACCUUGAGAGAGCUUUUUUGUGCCUUAGUGUUUAUUUUCAGACAUAUAGCACCCUGAUUUGAAGCACAGAUUGUAUUUUUGUAAAUCAUGCACAAAGUAUUGUUUGCUCAUAGUUUGCUUGUGAAAAUAUUCCUUUUGUGAAUCCAAGAAUGGAUUGAAAUUAUUAGUGUAUUCUUAAUUUCCUUCUUUUAUUCUAAACCAAAACACUGCCAUUGUCGUUGAAUCACUGCCGCUGAUUGUGUUGAUGUAAACCUUAUUGUUACUUGCAGAAAGCAUCCUUUGCAAAAGUGUAAUGUGCAGUAGAAUGAGUAAAAUUAGUCAACAAAAAUUGUUACUGAGCACGGUACACUUAGAUGAGGCAUGCACUGUGAUUUUAUACUUCAUUGAAUCCAUUCAAAAGACAUCAAAAUAUCAUCAUGUGACCUCACAGUUUUCCUCAGGUUGACCACCAUUUAUACAAGCCUUUGGUUGGCAAUCAUUUGUUGUAAACUACAUAGUGAGGCUUAUUCAGGUAAAAUACUGUGACAUUUUUCUUAGCAUAAGGUCACCUCUUAGUUGGUACACAGUUGUUAGUCCCACUAGCCUUGCACUGAAUUCUGCCUGUGUUUUCCUCAUGUUUUUUGUCAUUUAUCAUAGAGUACCGAAAGCAUGAAGUUAUUUGAAUCAGGUACAUUACUACAAAGCAAUGGAGUCUGUGGACAUGCUGGUUCAUUCAGUGGUUCUCUCCCUAAAGCCUUUUUAAUACACUCAUAAUUGUGUGUGAGACAAUCACUCCGGUACUCUAUAGCUUAGAAGGCUUGCAUGCAACCGAAACACUGAGAAACCACAACCUUUGCCUGUGAUAAUGGUGGAUAUGUUGUUGGGUCAUGUGCAUCAGUGAGAUUGCCGUAGAUACAUUGACACAGCAGGUUAUUCUGUUGAACUAAGGCUGAUCUUGGGUGAAUAUUGGAUGGGUAUUUAUUGAUAAUAUUGGAAAGCGGUUAAACAUGAGACUGAAAAUUUCAUUCUUUGGCAUCAGAAGUAAGCACAGCUUCAGAAUAAAGUCUUCAGCCAUGGGUGACAACGACUUUUUGGAAAACUUGUAGUAGGUAGCGUGAAAUUACCUGUCUGGAGAGAAAAUCAUGGAUUACUUGAUCUUUUUUUGUCUUUAAUGUUGUUUUUCAUUUUGCCAGACUUCAUAUGUUUUUUUUAAAAUUUGCUUUGUGGCAGUGCUGAUUUAGAGGCACAUUGUUGCAACACAGGGCAAUGUUGUGCUACAUGCACAUGUUCAAUAACAAAUGUGCUUGGAAACAGGUGACUGGAUUGCAUGCCCAUUCAAUUUUAGAAGCGUGGUGUAAAUGAUGCAGCAGUUUAACGUUUUCCAAAUGGAGUCACUGUUGACGCUGGAUUGGUUAUGAAAGUUCCACACCUUGUGUCUCUUUUUUUACGUAAAUGUAAAUAAAUCAGUGUCUAAAAAUCAUGGGUUUAAAAUUCAGACAUUGCAGAUGGAUUGGGAGACACUGAAAUCAGUGGAAGUUGUGGGAGAUUAAAGCAAGCACAUGCCGUAGAUGUAGCUGGCCAGUAUUAAACUCCAGAAUUGUGCUAGAUAAGACAUUUAUCGAUUUGGAAUCUAGUCAUUCUUAAAAUUAGGUCUUGAUUGACCUUGAGGGCACAUUGUAUGCUAAUUUAUGUCAUAGGUCAGUCCCAAAGUCCAUAUUAUAUUAUCCAUGAUAUUUUGUGUAUAUAUGCAGAGGCAAUACAUUGUACAGUGUGUAAUUAUUAUUAUUCUGUAUGCAUACAUUUUACCAGACGGCUUUUAUGUAAAAAAACAAAAACAAAACAAAAAUUCAAGACUGUGCCGUUGUUUUCUACUAUUUAUUUCUGGCCACUUUUAUGCAGUGGAUGUAUAAACAAAAGAAGCUUGGUGGAUGUUGUUGUGGAAAGAGUCAGUUGGUGAGAUUUCUUGAUUGGUGAUCCAUUUUUUCUGGUCCUUGUGUGUAGAUGCUGUUUGUGAUCUUGUCUUUGUAUGUGCACUUCUUGACAAAUUAGUUAAUUCUAUAAUUCUGAAAUACUUCUGUAAAUGUGAAUUUAAUACAAGAACAAGUGUUUUCAUGUUGGUUUAUUCAUUUGAGGAAUGUUCUCGCUAAUGUGCUCAGCCUCUAAUUAUGAUGCCAUAGAAAAAUAGAUUCAUUUAGAUAUGCAUUGUGUCAAAACCAUGAAUACCUGUCACCUCUUAUAUUUGGUCAAGUCUCACAUUUGACUGAAUACAGUACAUGUACUUUGUUCUCAAAAACUUUGUACAGAAGUGUUCCAUAUGUAGUUUGACUUUGCAAAUAAGCUAACAUGAAUUCACAGAUGUUGUCUUCCUGUCAGAAGGAAAGAUUCUCUCAUGCUGCUGCAGCUAGUAUGUAUUAUAAAUUGUAUGGCCAUAGUGAUGUGCAUGGUUAUAAUGUUUGGUAAAUGAUGUCAAAGUUAUGAAGUAAUUUGUGUUUUGGGCAUGCUUUUGCAUAUUGUGUAUGCACCUGACUCAUUUAGCCAAUGGGUGUAAACUUAAGGAACGUUUGGAUUCCAUAACAUCGGAAGUACCUUGAGAUUGUGCAUUCACUAUGGACUUCAAUGGUUAUUUCUCUAAGGUAUGGAAUCCAGGGUAUUAUAAAUGCCUGGCGGUAAACAUGGCUGUGAUGGUCUGUGUUUGGCAGGAAGACCUGGUAGUAAACAUGGCUGUGAUGGUCUGUGUUUGGCAGGAAGGCCUGGUAGUAAACAUGGCUAUGAUGGUCUGUGUUUGGCAGGAAGACCUGGUAGUAAACAUGGCUGUGAUGGUCUGUGUUUGGCAGGAAGGCCUGGUAGUAAACAUGGCUAUGAUGGUCUGUGUUUGGCAGGAAGACCUGGUAGUAAACAUGUCUGUGAUUGUCUGGAUUUGGCACAAAGACCUUAGUGAUAGAUAAUAGUCUGGAUUUGGUGCUACUGAAUGCAUUUGAAUGCUCAUCAAGAGUUACAUCAUUAUCAGUAGGCAAUAUUUCCAUUUGAGGGUGCUGUUUUCAAUAGCAUUUAGAGAACACAUACCUGGUACACAAAUUAAAGUCAGUGGUUCCUAAUUUUGUGAAAAAAAGUGUGGUUUGGUUUUAUUAUCAAAUAACCAGCAAUAUGAUAGUGUUGCAGCACUCUCAUUCAAAUAUUGCCUAGUGCAACUUUGUGCUAAGUGUAGUAAGCAUCCAGCAGUCAGUAUUCAAUAUAAUGUAGAUUCCUCCUUGGGCCUACUGGUGCUUAGCGUAGGUAAACGUGCUUAGCAGUUUGUAUUUGCACUUGUGUGGCCAUGGCCUGUUUCACAGAUUUGCCAAGCUGAAAACGUUGCUUACCAUAUUUAAGUGCGAAGUAAAAAUCCAAGGAGGACGAGUCACAGUUACAUAACAUAGUACAUACAUCUACAUGCUGACUGGUAGCAUGUUAUUCUGGUAAGCAGAUUUUUCUUAUACUUAGAACAAUUUUUUGUCCGGCAGAUCUGUUUAACAGGCUUUGAGUAGGCCAUUUUGCUUAAGCAAAUUUGUGAAUGCUUAAAUUUAAGGCUUAAUGGAGGCAAAGUAGGAAAAAAUAUACGUGUGUCAUCUUAAAGUAAUAGCGUCCAUUGAUGAGGAGUUACUCUGCUCAUUAGAAGUACAAAAAUUGAUGUGGCCCUCUUCACAGCAUCAGUAGUAGCCAAGUGGUUAAUGCAACAAGCCUUUUCAACACGAAAAGAAUUAAUCUAAGAACUAAUUCUUGCAAUUCCAGUCUUACUUCCUGAUUGAUUAGAAGAUACUUAAGUUUGGCUAAUCUUUGAUAAGAAUGGAAUACUCACCCAUUGUCAUUUUUUAACGUUUGGCCACACAAGUUUUGAGUUGUGAAUGUGCCUAGAAUUGGCACUGUUGUGGCUUCAGAGAUUUCCUUCUCAAAAGAAAUACAUCAAUAAUGUUGUUGAAGAUAGGGUAAUAGUGAUUAAUAAUAUAUUUCUCCUUUUAUAUUUCCCUCAAAUCUUCCAAAGUGUUGACUAAAACUUCUUUACCUUGAGUAUUACCUGCGUCAGUAUAGCUACUUAAAGUCUACUAUCUUAAACUCUUUUCCUGUUUUUUUAAUGUCGCACUGACAUGGCAAACCAUUGAAAUGAUAUUUGAAGAAUAAUGAAGUAUAGUAUUUGUAAAUGAGAAUAUUGCGGAGACUUAUUGAAUAUAAAAUAUGGUAUGCUCCAUUGAUGUUGAGAAAGGUA